GUGAGAUGCCUCCUCCCAAUCACAGACCACCCUUCCCUGGUCCUGAAGGUUCAAAGAAUUCUUCCAGGGUAGAAAAGCAUCACAGGCUAGCUUGGCUUGCAGAGUGGGCCAGCACAGGACCAAGAGGAGGAGGAAAGGGUACCCCCUGCCAGUUAAAAAAAUGAAAAGAAAAAUCUAAUACAUAUGAGGGAAGUGCUACUUUGAAAUAACACAAGAAAGUUUCAGUAGACCCCAUAUUUGGGAUCUCAAACGGAGGGAAGAAAGGAAGAUACAUCAGACUAUCAGGAGUCAGUCUCUAUCCAGAGAUUGCUUCAAGCCCCAAAUCCUUGUAACAAAUCCCGGAGAUGGCCAAAGACGACUCCACUGUUCGUUGCUUCCAGGGCCUGCUGAUUUUUGGAAAUGUGAUUGUUGGUAUGUGUGGCAUUGCGCUGACCGCAGAGUGCAUCUUCUUUGUAUCUGACCAACACAGCCUCUACCCGCUGCUCGAAGCCACCGACAACGACGACAUCUACGGAGCCGCCUGGAUCGGCAUGUUCGUCGGCAUCUGCCUCUUCUGCCUGUCGGUUCUAGGCAUUGUCGGCAUCAUGAAGUCUAGCAGGAAACUUCUUCUGGCGUAUUUCAUUCUGAUGUUUAUUGUGUACGGCUUUGAAGUGGCAUCUUGUAUCACAGCAGUAACACAACGAGACUUUUUCACACCCAACCUCUUCCUGAAGCAGAUGCUGGAGAGGUACCAAAACAACAGCCCUCCUAACAACGAUGACCAGUGGAAAAACAAUGGAGUCACCAAAACCUGGGACAGGUUCAUGCUCCAGGACAAUUGCUGUGGAGUGAAUGGUCCAUCAGACUGGCAGAAAUAUACCUCUGCCUUCCGGGCUAAGAAUAACGAUGCUGACUAUCCCUGGCCUCGUCAGUGCUGUGUUAUGAACAAGCUGAAAGAACCUCUCAACCUGGAGGCCUGCAAACUAGGCGUGCCUGGUUAUUAUCACAGUCAGGGCUGCUAUGAACUGAUCUCUGGACCAAUGAACCGGCAUGCCUGGGGAGUUGCCUGGUUUGGAUUUGCCAUUCUCUGCUGGACUUUUUGGGUUCUCCUGGGUACCAUGUUCUACUGGAGCAGAAUUGAAUAUUAAGAAUACAGUGUCACCCUAAUACCACCUUCCCCAGGGACUCUGGAUUUGGUGCUGGACCCUCUCUCUCCUAAUGCUCCAUGUGUGUGCCCCACAGGUACACCUACCUGCAUUCUCAAUCAAGUUGCCAAGUCAGCUGGUAUAGAGUUCCUUAGGAUCUCAGGCUCAUGAAGUUCUCUCCACUGCUGUUUUCACCCUGGUCUAGGAUUCUGCAACAUUUUGAUAGGCUGUAGGAGAGGAAGAAUUUGGAAAUUAGAUAACUACUCUCAUCCCUGUUUGUUUUUAAUCUGGGAGCAUAAAGACAUUCACAGGACCUGUGUUAUGGCAG
Messenger RNA from Hipposideros armiger (great roundleaf bat), 1452 nucleotides. It is a transcript of the gene UPK1B, whose product is annotated as uroplakin 1B. Gene Ontology annotation, cellular component: membrane. The coding region runs from base 345 to 1127 and encodes 260 amino acids. The transcript is spliced from 9 exons. NCBI's taxonomy places the organism in Eukaryota, Metazoa, Chordata, Mammalia, Chiroptera, Hipposideridae. The record is from RefSeq and is a predicted model, not a curated record.